GAGUCAGCUGCGAGGGCCCAUCCCUCCGCCAGGUCGUCCGCGUCGGAUUUUUAUUUUCCAGCGGGCAUCCAGGAUCGCGAGUCGCGCGAGCGAUCGCUGGCACGGGCUGAUCGAUGGCGCGCGGCGACGAGGACAGCGUCGGGACGGCGCACUACUGCGCAUGAAGGCUACGUCAGUCCUCCAUGUGUCGAUCCAGCCGAGCCGGUCGGAACGGCGGACACCUGCUAACCUCUCCGUCUCUACCCGUCGCCUCGGCCGAGCGUGGACCGAGUCCCCGUCUAGGAGCGCCUCAUGCUCGCAGCUAGAAUGUCCAAUUUGCGGAAAUUCAUAGACAUCGGGGCCAAUUUAACGGAUUCCAUGUACCAGGGGAUCUACCACGGGUCCCAGAAGCAUCAGCCGGAUUUGGAUAAAGUUUUGGAGCGGAGCUGGAGCAACAAUCUCUCCAAGAUCAUCAUCACGGCCGGCAGCGUGGAGGACAGCAAGAAGGCCCUCGAGUUGGCGAGAACCGAUGACAGACUGUACUCGACGGUCGGCUGCCACCCGACCCGCUGCAACGAAUUCGACGAGUGCGGCGACCCGGAGGAGUACCUGAAGUCGCUGUCGGACCUGGCGCUGAACAACAAGGACAAGGUGGUCGCCAUCGGCGAGAUGGGCCUCGACUACGACAGGCUCAACUUCUGCCCGAAGGAGACCCAGAAGAAGUACUUCGAGCUGCAACUGUCGUUGUGCUCGACGCUGAAGCUGCCGAUGUUCCUGCACUGCCGCAACGCCAGCGACGACUUCGUGCGAAUUCUGAGGAAGCACAAGAACGAGCUGACGCCGGGCGUCGUGCACUCGUUCGACGGCAAUCCGGAGGACGCCAAUUCCAUACUACAGCUAGGCUUGUACAUCGGCGUCAACGGAUGCUCGUUGAAGACGGAGGAGAACCUAUUCGCGAUCACUACCAUUCCUUCGGACAGGCUCAUGAUAGAGACCGACUGCCCAUGGUGCGAGAUCAGGCCAACGCACGCGUCCGCGAACGACGUUAUCACGCACUUCCCGUCUGUGAAGAAGGAAAAGUGGCAGGCGGAUCAGAUGGUCAAAGGACGGAACGAGCCCUGCACGAUAGUUCAAAUAUUGGAAGUCCUGGCGCGGAUCAGAGACGAGGAGGAGGAGUACCUGUGCAAUCAAAUCUACAAGAAUACCAUGAAGCUCUUCUUCCCGUACGAAUUGUAGUGCGCGAGUACUCGCCGCCGCGGUAACACGGGCGGACUCCAAGUGCGCUGACGUGACACGCAUUCGCGAAAGUAAUCAGGGAUAAAAGCUGUGAACGUGAACGCAAGAACUAAGGAAGAAGAAAAAAGAAAUAACAAGAAAUAAGAGGCACGCCGCUGAAUUUCUAUUGAAGGGAGGAAAUGAAGACACUCAUUUUUACAUACGUGGCUUUAUAUGGAAGUGGCUCAACGUCACUGUCCACAGAUCUCUCUUCCCAUGUAAAACUUUAAUAUAUUCUUGUUAAAAUUAUAUUAUCAUAUCU
Vollenhovia emeryi is the source of this 1516-nucleotide messenger RNA. Its product is annotated as putative deoxyribonuclease TATDN1. Gene Ontology annotation, cellular component: cytosol. The transcript is spliced from 5 exons. The coding region runs from base 292 to 1215 and encodes 307 amino acids. The record is from RefSeq and is a predicted model, not a curated record. Gene Ontology annotation, molecular function: 3'-5'-DNA exonuclease activity. NCBI's taxonomy places the organism in Eukaryota, Metazoa, Arthropoda, Insecta, Hymenoptera, Formicidae.